UUCGACUGAGUUCUCUAAGUUUGUUUUCUACCAUUUCCGAUCGUCGAAUCGACAAUCCAAUACUGUUUUUAAAAUGUCAGAGAGGAAGGUUUUGAACAAAUACUAUCCACCAGAUUUUGACCCUUCGAACAUUCCAAAAAUGAAAACACAGAAAAACCGACCGUUUAACAUCAGGAUAAUGGCACCAAUGAACAUGAGGUGUGAUAAUUGUGGAGAGUACAUUUAUAAAGGGAAGAAGUUUAACUCGCGUAAAGAGGACGUCGAGGAUGAAUUCUUCCUGGGACUCCGUAUCUUCAGAUUUUACAUCAAGUGUCCCCGCUGUGUGUCAGAAAUCGCAUUUAAGACUGACUUGGAGAACACGGAUUACACUCUAGAGGCGGGCGCUACACGACUCUUUGAGGCAGAAAAAUUAGCAAGGCAAAUGGCGGAAAAAGAAAUCAAAGACAAAGAAGAAGAGGAACUGAACAACCCAAUGAAGGUUCUAGAGAACAGAACAAAGGCAAGCAGGAAAGAGAUUGAAGAAAUCGAUACACUUGAAGAAUUACGGGAUAUGAAUGCACGUCAUGCUAAAGUCGAUCACGAAGAUAUGCUGAAAUUUCACGCUGAGUACGAGAAACAACUUAAAAGAUUACAGGAAGAGGAGGAGGAGAAAGAAAUCAGGGCUGUUUUUGGUGAGUUGAAUGGUCAGAGCAUUAAACGACUCCAUGAUGAGGACAAUGAGGGGCCACCAGCUAAGAAAGGACCAGUCAAUGCAGUCAGAGCUACAGAUAUUUUAACGCUUGAUGAAGAGGGAACCAGUAAACAGAGCACCAGUAAAACAACCAAACCCGCCGUGUGGGAAAGAAGCAUAGGAUCAGUAGGAAGCAAGGCCUCACUAAUGAAGCUGGUUAAAAGUAACAGAAAAAAGGGAAAUAUUGUAACAAGGAACACAUCAGAGAGCAGUCAGAAGGGAGAUAACUCUGCUGAAUCAAAGCAGGAAAAAGGGAUUGGGGAGACAUCGGAUUGUGGUCAGAGAUUGGGAGGAGAAUCAGAAGGUGAAAAAAGGGUGACAGGACACACAGAGGAAAAAAAGAAUCUAAAGGAUUCCACUACUUCAUCAGGCUCCUCUCAGACAGGAAGUACCUCAGCACUAAGCAUGCUGGGUAAUUACUCAGACAGUGAGGACAGUGACACCUAGUGAGAAAAGAUUGAUUCAUUCAGUGAAAACAGACAGGAAGUAGCUCAGCACUAGGCAUGCUGGGUAAUUACUCGGACAGUGACACCUAGUGAGAGGAGUGUAAAUACAGUGAUUUAAAAAAAACAACAGCUCUUGAAUACUAAUUUUUCAUGAUUUCAGAUUGAAUUCAGUGAUGUCAUGUCGAGUUUCUCUUUUAUCAAGAGAGAACUUGAGUCUAGAACUUUGUAGCAUAAAUAGUUAGAGUCAUUCGCUCUGCUUCUGGUAAUUGUUACUAAUGACCGAGAGCCAGGAACUACUUACAUACAGUCAUUUAAGUUGGAGGGUCGUAGUUGGAUGUGUCAAGUUCUCAGGAUUAAUAUGGUUAAGUGCAGAAUCAACAACUGUGACAAGUUCAACAACCAAGUCACAUGGUGUCUUUAUAUCUUAAUCAAGCUACAGGGGUUCAACCUACACAUUUAUAUAUAUACAAUUAAUGUAUUUGUAAAGCAGUGUUUAAAUAUUUAACAAAAUUUAACACAUUUUAAAUAAAUAAAAAGCCAAUGAAGUGUGUUUAAGAUACACAUUGUGACAAUAAGUGGUUUUAUAAAGUUUAGAAGUUCUUUUUAUGUAAGAAAUUGUAUGUAUUCCAGAGUUCUGAGAGAAAUGAUUUUAUCAUUUUUUAAUUUCUUAGAUUUAGUCAAGUUAAGUAUGUUACAUGUGCCUGUUGACAGAAUAAUUAACAUCUUUAUUUAUUUCUCAAUUCUAUAUCUCUAUAGAAAUAAAUCAAUUAAAAAAACA
Molecule: messenger RNA, 1954 nt
Organism: Saccostrea echinata
Lineage: Eukaryota; Metazoa; Mollusca; Bivalvia; Ostreida; Ostreidae
Product: splicing factor YJU2-like
Exons: 7
Coding region: 74-1177 (367 amino acids)
Biological process (GO): mRNA splicing, via spliceosome
Cellular component (GO): U2-type catalytic step 1 spliceosome
Source: RefSeq, a predicted model, not a curated record